AUGCCUCGCAAUCGCAAGGGAAGUGGAAUCUUUGACUCUUAUGGUUUGCCAAAACCUAUCAUUGGAGUCGUGCGGACUACUGCCAAAACGACUGCCAGCACAGGUACAAGCACCAGGCACUUGAUCGAAUAUUCGGCGACACCGAACCAAUCUUCAGGACAAAAUGGACAUACGUUGAGACAGAGCACGUUGAUGCCAAAGCUAGCAGAUGGCUUGGCAUAUAACAUUCCUGAGAGACCUCCAUCAUUGCAACACAUUUCGGCUUUGAAAAGGACGUGCAAGUCCAUGGCAAGAUACUUUGAAGAAAACUCAGUCACAUCCCUUUCUCCGGCGGGGCGUGUUAAUAGUGAUGAGGUAUAUAUUAAGAGAAAAGGAAACAGAGUUGUAUUUACAGAGCCCAUAGCUACUUACAGAAGUAACGGUACAGGCAAAACCUUUGGAAUCAUCCGUCUCAAAGGUGAAGAGGUAAAAUUUAAAGCAGCAAGUGGCUGGGGAAGGAGAGAGCAUGACGAUUCGUUACGGGACAACGAAUUUUGCUCAGCCGUAAGUUUCCCAGGUUCUGUUAGGGCAGCUAUUCAUGUUCUAGUUGUAAAGCUAGAUCGCAGACAAUGCCCUUUUUCUUCCAUACAAAGCGGUGCUAAUCUAUCGAUUCUACAGCAAGUAUUGCAAUUUUGCAAUUAUUUAGGCUUUAAACUUCGAAGGAAUUGCUGGGACAAGACUGAAAUCGGAAGAUACGCAGCUUGCCACGUCGAGAAGAAGCUCAUACUGAUGCUCGUACUGGAUUUGAUCUACGACGCGGAGACUGGCGAUAUAGCGAUGUAUAGAUUAGAAGAACUUUGGAAAUUAAGACCGCCGCUCCGGGCACAAAUCUACAUCGAUAAAGACCCCUGUGAGGGUUGCAGAAACUUUGCUAGUAUAUUGAGGGAUUCGACGGGCAUCGAAUUCGAAAUAAUUGCUGCAAAAACUUUUGUGGAAGCAGAGUGGGUGAAGGUGGAUGGGAAAAAGCAGCUCCGGGGAAAGCAUACUGCACAAAAUGGGCAAUCUCAAAUAACGAAAUACUCAAUGUCCAAGACAAAUAGGUCAGAGAAGACGGUAGACGACAGCAUACCGGAGGCUUCCCCAUCUCGGAAAAGCAAAUCUGAAGGGAAGCGGAAGAGAUUGUUGGACGAUUAUGAUGACGAAUAUGUUGAUGAAUCAUCCAUCUUCCAUUCCAAUGAUUUGCAACCAAAGGCCAAAAGAUCAUACAGUCACUCUCGAACUGUCGAUCAAGUCAACAAAUCGAAGUCUAACUUAUUUACCCUUCAUUCGAGGAGGCCAACCCCCAUCCACAACGUGCAGAAAGAUCUUGCUAGCAACACGCACUUGCCUUCAACUAAACAACGAAGCACAAAAGUGGAUAUGAAGUCCACGAAAUCUAGCCUGCCUUUGAAUUCGACAAAACACGUCAAAGUGCCUCCACCACGAGGUACAGUAGUGGACCACUACUCUACGUCAGUGAAGAGUGGCAGGCUGCACGGCCAUGCUGUACCUUCUGAGCGAUCACGAGCAAUAGCGGAGUUUCAGCAGGCAAAAAGCAGUUUACUUUCCAAGCCUGUAGAUCGCAACUUGCCAAGCAAUCGCAAUAUGCCAUCCAUAUCUUCACCCGCCGGAACAUAUAUUUACACAGCAUCUGAUGAUUUAGAUUCCAUGAGCUUGAGAAGUUCGAGAACAGCUUCACCUGAAAGACCUGCAGAUGUUUUACCUACCCCGGAAAUAACGCCCCCGACAAGACAUGCAAGAGGUUUAUCCUCAAAUAGAUUGAAGGCAGCAGAGCCUUUCACCCCUUCGAGAUAUGCCCAGAGCUCACGUAAACGAAACCUGAGCAAAGCUGCAACUCAUAGCUCAUCAUCAUCAUCAAAGCAAGUCAGUUCCAGGAGCAUUGACUUGACCACUCCCGAGCCAUCACCAUUGUUAAAGAUAAAAAACUAUCAAUACACACCACCUUCCAAAUCUAGCAAACAUCGCUCAGAGAAGAACGCCACCCCUAUUCCAUUCAAGCUGUCCAAUAACCUCAAUUGA
Messenger RNA from Botrytis fragariae, 2058 nucleotides. RefSeq lists its product as uncharacterized. NCBI's taxonomy places the organism in Eukaryota, Fungi, Ascomycota, Leotiomycetes, Helotiales, Sclerotiniaceae. The record is from RefSeq and is a predicted model, not a curated record. Bases 1 to 2058 code for a protein of 685 amino acids. The transcript has a single exon.